AGCACGUCAAGGUCAACUCAUUUUGAUUGAGUAGAUCUGCUUCCUAGCUAGUAAUGAAAGUUUUUAUUGAUUUCCUGGUAAACGCGUAUUCGUCUUCCUUUGUUCUUCAUCCAGCGGAACAUGAAAGUGUGCAUCUACCAGUUCCACCUAGACAAUACCAAAGCUAGUAGCUUCAUCAUCUAACUUGAUAUGGAUAUGCCUUCGUCAUCUUCGUCCAACACCCAAACAGUGCCUUCUUCAUCAUCAUCUGUUUCACCCUCUACUUGGAAAUAUGACGUGUUCCUCAGUUUUAGGGGAGAGGACUCCCGGAAUAGUUUCACGGACCAUUUGCACUAUGCGUUGAAUCAGAGAGGAAUCAACGUAUUUAGAGAUACGGAGAAGCUUCAGAAAGGGAAAUCCAUCUCGCCGGAGCUUCUGAAAGCAAUUGAAGAGUCCAGAUUUGUGGUUGCGGUUCUUUCGCCUAACUAUGCAACUUCAAGUUGGUGUCUUGAUGAGCUGGCUCAUAUUGUUAAAUGCAAUAAGCUGAGGGGACUGGAAGUUCUUCCUGUUUUUUAUCAUGUGGAGCCAUCUGAGAUCAGGAAGCAGACUGGGAACUACGGCGAGGCAUUUGCUGAGCACCAGACCAAUUUCAAGGACAAUAUCACCAAGGUUGAUAAUUGGAGGGAAGCUUUGAAGGAGGUAGUCAAUCUCUCCGGAUGGCAUGUGACAUAUAAUCGGGGAGAAUCUGAAGUUAUUCAGGAAAUAGCUAAAAGGAUUUGGGACAUAUGCUAUUCAGUGUUAUACGAGCCGGACACAGAUUUAAUUGGAAUGGAUGCGCGUAUUGAGAUGAUGGAGUCUUACUUGGAUCUAAGGUCAAGUGAUGUUUUUGCCGUUGGAAUUUGGGGGAUGGGGGGCAGUGGUAAGUCAACUCUGGCAAAAGAAGUCUUCUAUAAGAUGAAGCGUGAUGAACGAUUUGAUGUUAGCGGUUUUGUUUCCAUUUCCAACGGUAGCUCGUAUUCUGAAAAAGAAGCUCUAGUCGAGUUGCAAAAACUUCUCUGUGGAUCCUUUUUCGGGGACAGCGACAUCAAUAUAGACACUGUUGGAAGAGGGAUCAAGAUGUUAAAGAGGGUACUGUACAAGAAAAAGGUGCUAAUCGUUCUAGAUAAUGUUGAUGAACUCGAUGAACUCAAAGGUUUAGCACCGGGGAUGCAGGAUGAAGAGAAUUCCUGGGCUUCAGGGAGCCGGCUCAUUAUAACAACUAGAGAUAGGCGCACAUUGACAGAGUGCCUUGUUCGAGAAGAUAAAAUAUAUGAGAUUGAAAAACUGAAUGAGGAGGAAGCUUCUCAGCUAUUGUGUCAGAAAGCCUUCAAGAAAAACGAUCCACCAUAUGGGUUUGAAGAGCUGUCCAAGAGAUUUCUAAAGUAUGCUGAUGGCCUUCCUUUAGCUCUUAAAGUUUUAGGGUCACACUUGUCUGGGAGAAAGGCAGAAAUAUGGUCAGAGGUACUGGAUAGACAUGAUAAAGAUCUGGAUAAAGGCAUUUUAAAGGUGCUUCAAAUAAGUUUUGAUGGAUUAGAGGAUACAGAUAAAGAGAUCUUUCUAGACAUUGCUUGCUUCUUCAAUGGCGAGGAUAAGUCUCGUGUAGGAAAGAUACUAAAUGGUUGUGGCUUUACUUUCGAAUAUGGAAUAAAACACCUCGUCGAGAAGUCUCUGAUUAAAAUUCAAAGGGGUAAACUGUGGAUGCAUGAUUUACUACGGUGGUUGGGUUGGCAUAUUGUUUGUAACAAAUCUUAUACUCCGGGUGAACGCUGCAGGUUGUGGCUUGACGACAACGCAGGCAGAAGUUCAUGGCGUUUUGAAGAUGCCUGUAACAUGGUCGUGAACAAUCAGGGGACAAAUGCUGUUGAAGGCUUAUUCUUAAGCUUGCCUGAAAAAGAAAUAAUGUCUUUAAAGGAUGACCCGUUCUCAAACUUGAGCAACUUGCGAUUGCUGAAGAUUUAUAAUGUGAACUUUCCCGAUGUGCAAUUUAGAUACGUCUCUAAAAAGUUACGACUUCUGGAAUGGCACGAGUGUCCUCUAGAAUUUCUGCCAUCUGAGUUUACAUCAGAGAAUCUGGUUGAAAUCAAGAUGCCUAACAGCCGCAUUAAACAACUAUGGAAUGGCACGCUAUCUCUUGAAAAGCUAAUACUCAUGGAUCUUUCUCACUGCCAAUCUUUAGCCACGACCCCAGACUUCAGUAAGGUUCCAAAUCUUGAGAGAUUGAUCCUUGAAGGUUGUACUGAGUUAUCAGUAGUUCACCCAUCAGUUGGGGCUCUCAAGAAACUGGAUUUAUUGAAUCUGAAGGGUUGCGCAAGUCUAGAGAGCCUUCCCUACUCCAUCAGCAUGACAUCUCUUCGAAUUUUUAUUCUCUCUGGAUGUUCAAAACUCAAACAAUUUCCAGAGUUUGUGGAGAACAUGGAUGCGUUAGCAGAACUUUAUUUAAAUGGCACGGCUAUACAGGAGCUUCCUGUAUCAAUCCAGUUUUUGAAGGGCCUUGUUUUGCUAAAUCUAAGUGGCUGUAGGAACCUUCACGAACUUCCAAGCAUCCUAUGUAGUAGUUUGACAUCAAUGAAAUUUCUGUAUCUGUCACUGUGCUCAAGUAUGGAGAAUCUGCCGGAUAACAUAGGCUGCUUGGAGUACCUGGAGGAGCUUGAUGCGUGUUAUACUGCUAUAAAAAAAGUGCCCAAGUCCAUUUGUCUCCUCAAGAAUCUUAAAUUAUUGUAUUUCAUGGCUGCACUGGAUUCACAGGUUUAGAGUUGCCAAAAAAGUUCUCAGGUUUGAGAUCUCUGACAACACUAAACCUAGGUGGAUGUAAUCUUGCAGAAGGAGCAAUCCCUGAUGACAUUGGUGAUUUAUUCUCACUACAGAGUCUGGAUUUAAGCGAGAACAACUUUUCCACCAUA
Molecule: messenger RNA, 2918 nt
Organism: Argentina anserina (silverweed cinquefoil)
Lineage: Eukaryota; Viridiplantae; Streptophyta; Magnoliopsida; Rosales; Rosaceae
Product: disease resistance protein RPV1-like
Biological process (GO): signal transduction; defense response
Molecular function (GO): ADP binding
Source: RefSeq, a predicted model, not a curated record